Messenger RNA from Physcomitrium patens, 1976 nucleotides. RefSeq lists its product as uncharacterized. The record is from RefSeq and is a predicted model, not a curated record. NCBI's taxonomy places the organism in Eukaryota, Viridiplantae, Streptophyta, Bryopsida, Funariales, Funariaceae.
CGGCCCGGCAAGUAAGCUCCUCACUUCAGAGCACCAGCUCAGCGAUGAUUUGGUGUGGAAAUCCACCUCUCCCCCAGGAACCCGCAGUGGUCAAGGAACCCACAAGCUUAUUAGCAUUCCGGAGCGAUGGUGCCUUCGGUCGUGUAUGGAUUCGCUUCUUGGUUGGGAAGAAUCACCGAUAAUUUUCUGAUUUGGGAGACAGGCACGAAUUGCAGUUGAUAUUAUUGCGUUGGGAGCGGGACUGCUCGGGUGUCCUUUUGAUUUGAAGUUCUGGAAAUCCAACGAACCCCGGAAUGUGUUUUAGAGCCUUAAACCUUACGAGAUGAUUCUCGUGCGCUUCUUGUACAGAUUGUCACCUCGUUGGAUUGAUUCUUCUCCGCAUUGGUAGUCUAUGAGUCGAUUGAAAGAGUUGGAAUUCAAUCACGUGGUGGUGGAGUAGUUCAUCAGGAAGAUUUUCUUGUAGGGGUUUGAGGUUUUUUAGGUUUUAACCAUCGAGGCUUGAGUGGUUUAGUAUCGAUGGGUGUGAGCGGUUUUGAGGCGUUCUUGUGGAGUAGCAAUGUUGCCGCGACGCUUUGUAUACUGGAGCAUUGAGAGCCAGGGUUUGUUGGGUUUGGAGGCGAAUUUGUGAGUGAGAUCGCAAGGGAAGUGUAAGCAUGCAGUUUUGUAGUCUCCGAUGCUCAGGGGCUACGGCAUGGUGCGAUCAUUAUGAUGCUGUGCAGACGUGCGCGGUUGUGCUGCUUUACCUGCAGGUGGCUUGUGCACUAGUCGGAUCAUUGGGCGCUUUAUACACGGGCAUCGUGUUGGCCAACUUGGCACUCGCAUUUUUUGCCUUGAUUGCGAUUGAAAGUGGCAGCCAAAGCCUGGGUCGUGCAUAUGCUGGACUUUUAGGUCUUUCUCUCAUCUUGGACGUGGUCUGGUUUUGCCUUUUUACCAAUGAAAUCAGGCACUUCUGGAAUGAAACACAAGUGGGGAAGUUUGGGGUCUUCUCCUUGAAGCUAAUGUUCUGGAUGCAAGCAACAGGAAGUGGACUACGCUUCAUUUCGUCCUUUCUGUGGUGCCAAAUGUACAGACUGGGUGCGAUAUCAGGAACAUUGGCUGCACAACAACCCGUCGACUUCGAUGCCAGCACUUCUAUUCUAGGUGCUUACAGUCUUGAUGAUUACUCACUCAGGGUAGAUACAGAACCCGACAUGGUCGGAGGUUCAAUUUAUGAUCGCGCUGCCUAUUCUUCUCUCUUCAGAAGUUUCAGUCGUCAUGAGGACCUUACAGUUGAGAGAGUUGAGGACGGGAGUCAACUUCAGAGUGCGCUGCUGCACGAGGAGCCCUGAUUAGAGGCUGGGGACUGAACAAGCAUUUCUAUUCUGAUUUGCAAGAUGGAUUCAGCUACCGUCAAGUAUGGCUGCCGAAUGUUGGCCAUGGCAAUUGAUUCAUUCAGUCUGUCAAGUCAUGAUGCACUUGUCUCGCUCUAGGUCCGAGUUGGUUUAGCCAAUUUUUCUAUCCAGCAGGUUUGAUCUUCCACAAACACUCUUUUAUUGAGGGUCCUGAUAGAUUGUCAGAUGGUUGCUCUCCUUGAGAUCAAAGGGUUGAGUAUAAGAUUGCAACAUGUAGAAACCCUCAGAACAUGCUCAUAGAGAAAACUUGAUGUGCUAGCCUGGUCAAGUGUGUAGGUCGGAGGCGUGUUCAAGUGUGUAGGUCGGAGGAGUGUUGUCCUACAGGACAGCAAAUGUAUUUUAGAUUGGACACUUCCACAGACUGCCCAAAACUAGCAUCUUAGUGUUUUGUACAUGUUAACCUUUCAAAAGAAUUGGUCACAACCUGUCCAUGAAUUCUUUGAAGCACAGUUUUAUCUCUAGAUUGUACCAUUAGAUUGUAGCAAAAUCCAAUCCCAUGUUAUACUUUUCGAGCAUGAUGAGCUUUCAUGUACUGCUCAUUAAACAGAUGUUUGAUAAACAGAGGAUUUUCCAUCUUCAGCUUUA